GCCAUUUGAUGUACGCUUUCAGAUGGGUGAGUUUGGAAAAGCCUUUGAAAAAUCUGGACCCCGAACUUUCUCAGGAGAAGAACUGGAGCAUGGCAUGUCCAGGUGGAGCCACGCACUCACCAAAGCUGCAAAUUUCUUUGGAUGGGAUGAGAGCAAUUACAGGAGUGAUGCUGAACUAGUGGACAAAAUUGUUAAGAGCGUUCUUAAUUUACCAGUCUUGUCUGCUACUAAAUUUCCAGUUGGAUUACAAUCCAACGUGGAAGAUCUAAUUCAAACUAUAAAAGAUAAAUCGAGCGAAGUUUGUAUAAUAGGGAUAAGUGGAGCUGGAGGAUCUGGGAAAACCACCCUUGCCAAAGCCAUCUACAAUAAAAUUCAUGAAACAUUCACGGAGAAAAGUUUCAUCGAAAAUAUUGGACAAGUUAGUCGAAGAAGAGGGCAUCAUCGUUUACAAGAACAAUUUCUUUUAGAUGUCCUAAAACCAAAGGUGGAGAUACCUAGUGUUGAUAUGGGAACAAGAAUGAUUCGGGAAAGACUUACUGGGAAAAGAGUGUUAAUUGUACUUGACGAUGUGACCGAGAAUUUUACAUUGUUAGAUCUAUGGGGAUGCCGUGAAUGGUUCGGUGGAGGAACAGUAAUAAUCAUUACAACAAGAGAUGUACGUCUACUCAAUGUUCUCGAAGUUGACCAUGUAUAUGAAGUGGAGGAAAUGAAUGAGAUUGAGUCCCUUGAGCUUUUCAGUUGGCAUGCUUUUAAGGAAGCAAAUCCACCUGAAGAUUUCCUUGAACUCUCAAAACAAGUAGUCACUUACUGUGGAGCACUACCUCUAGCUCUUGAAGUCAUUGGAAAUUGUUUAUUUAAAAAGACAAAAGAAGAAUGGAAUAGUGUAAUGUUAAAAUUAGAGAAAACUCCCCUGUAUAAUGUUCGACAGAAAUUGGAAAUAAGCUUUGACGGAUUACGGAAUCAAAUUGAAAAAGAUUUAUUCCUUGAUAUAUGUUGUUCCUUUGUUGGUGAGGGCAGAGACUAUGUUACGAAGAUGCUAAAUGGAUGCGGAGUAGACGCUGACAGUGGAAUAAGAGUUCUCAUAGAACUUAGUCUCAUAAAAGUUAAAAGGAAAAACAAACUUGGAAUGCAUCUUUUGUUACAAGAAAUGGGAAGAAAUAUUAUUAAUGAAAUUUAUGAAAAGGAAUUUCGGAGGGAGCGGCGACUGCGGUUUGACGAUUCAGAAUAUGUAUUGACAGAUACUAUUGAGGUGGUACAAUCCAACAAUGGUAUUAUUAAAUCUUAA
Molecule: messenger RNA, 1285 nt
Organism: Vigna umbellata (rice bean)
Lineage: Eukaryota; Viridiplantae; Streptophyta; Magnoliopsida; Fabales; Fabaceae
Source: RefSeq, a predicted model, not a curated record